This is a messenger RNA of Bombus huntii, 1238 nucleotides long. RefSeq names its product DNA repair protein XRCC4-like. Gene Ontology annotation, cellular component: nucleus; DNA ligase IV complex; DNA-dependent protein kinase-DNA ligase 4 complex. Bases 244 to 1143 code for a protein of 299 amino acids. Gene Ontology annotation, molecular function: DNA binding. Gene Ontology annotation, biological process: positive regulation of ligase activity; double-strand break repair via nonhomologous end joining; DNA recombination. NCBI's taxonomy places the organism in Eukaryota, Metazoa, Arthropoda, Insecta, Hymenoptera, Apidae. The record is from RefSeq and is a predicted model, not a curated record. The transcript is spliced from 2 exons.
UGUCAGUUUACAAUCAAAAUACGUGUUCUUACAUCUCCUUGAUAUGUUUUAUUUUCCUUGCUGUUCAUAUGCUUUAUCUUCACUUGAUAAUCCAACAUGUAGUUAUUGAUAUUAUUGGUAAUCAGAAGCGCUUGUUACAGUGAUACAACUUAUUAACAAAAUGUUAUUUAUUUUUUUAAUAUUCCAACCGAUUUUUUGCUUUAAAUGACAUAACCUACUUAAUAACAAUUACAUAUAAUUGCAAUGACAAAAAUAACGGCAUGUAAAAUUUUUAAUCAAAUUGAUAACAAAUAUUAUACACUUUACGUAGAAUGGUUUAAUUUACAUUUUAAGGUAAUGCUGUUAAAUUCAACAAUGUCGCCUUUAAGUGGUGAGAUGAGCACCAAAAAUAUAAAUGAUUUUUCUAAUGAAUUAUCUAAAUCAUCUGAUGAGUAUAUCGAAGAGACGAAGAAAAUACUAUGUGGGAAAGAUACAAAAAUUCAGUUUUUCCUCCAAGACAAAAUUUUAGAGUGGAAAAGUAAUUUAUGGACUCUUGGAAGAAUUGAAUUGUGUGUUAUUUCAGAUUUCCAAGUAAGGGAAAGUUUUCAACAAUUGCUGAAAUUUUGUCAAAGCAUUCAAGAUAAGAUGACAGUAUUAGAAGAAGAAAAUAAAAAUUUAAUAAAUGUAAAUAAAGAAAUAAAUUCAAAAAUAGAAAAAUUAAUAGAAAUCAAAAUUACUAUGGAACAGGAUCUUUAUAAGAAGUUUAUAGUAGUUUUAAAUUCGAAGAAAAAGAAAAUUAAAGAAUUACAAGAUGCUAUAAAAAAGAAAGAAAAUGUUAAAGAAUCAGUUUUUGAUGCAUGUACAGAUGAAGAAUCUGAGAAAGAAGAUGAAACUGUGAAAGAUAUUUCCACAAUUAUCAAAGUUAGCAAAAGACCUAAUUAUAAUAACCCAAAAAGUAUCCAGGAAAGUAAAAAAACAAAUCAUAUUAUUACUGAUAAAAUAAUUCCUAAGGCAUCCACCAGUAAAGAUUGUGCAAGAAAUGAGGUACAUACUCCAGAUGAGUAUGUAAAAGAAAUGAAUAAGAAUGAAGAAGAAAGUUGUAGUCCUAAGAAGUCAAGCCUGAAUUUUGUUGAAGAAGAAUCUGAGGAAGAAUUAUUUUUUUAAUAAUGCAAGUUGAUCUAUUUAUAACUUUUAUUUACAAUUGUACAUAUUUUAAAACACAGAUUGUGCAAUAAAUAAUUGGAAUUAGUAUUUCUUAA